Malania oleifera is the source of this 2382-nucleotide messenger RNA. RefSeq names its product L-ascorbate oxidase homolog. The coding region runs from base 486 to 2117 and encodes 543 amino acids. The transcript is spliced from 8 exons. The record is from RefSeq and is a predicted model, not a curated record. Gene Ontology annotation, molecular function: oxidoreductase activity; copper ion binding. NCBI's taxonomy places the organism in Eukaryota, Viridiplantae, Streptophyta, Magnoliopsida, Santalales, Ximeniaceae.
CUUCGUCCAAGCAUCUGUCGCCAGGCUCACCUCCAUGUGGGUUAACUGGAAGUCCCAUUCACGGAUGCGCCCCUAGUAUGUUUUCCACCGACAGCGCCCCUCUUCUCUUUACUCCCUUCAUUUUCCAGUUCCCACAGGAGCAGGGAAUCGGGUUGAUGGGUCGGACUUGAAUUUGGAUUGAGACUAAAUAGGUUGGAUUUUGAUUUUUUUUUUUUUUUUUUUCAGUUUUCUUGCUGAGGAGUUUCCCUCCCCCUUUCCCUUGCGGCUCUGCUAAGUCUGUACGUCACAGCCUCUGUACCGCACCGCACUUAGAAAUAGGCCAUCCCUCCCAUCAUAUCCUACACCUCUCACUGUCUCCUCUUCAUUAAUUUAAACACCCACUCCCACUCUUCUUCUUCGUCGCUCUCCACAGCGUCAACACUGAACCACCUCUGCUCCUCUCGCGAUCUUCCUCCUCCUCCUCUUCACUCUUUCCGUUGCCAAAAAUGCCGCUCAAUUUAGCGGCGAUUCGCGCGCUUUCAUGCGUUGUUGGUACUCUUCUCGCCAUUGCCGGCGCCGACGAUCCGUACAGAUUCUUCACCUGGAACGUCACCUACGCCGACAUUUUUCCUCUCGGCGUUCGCCAACAGGGAAUACUAAUCAAUGGACAGUUUCCCGGUCCGGACAUUCACUCCGUUACGAAUGACAACCUCAUAAUCAACGUCUUCAACAGCCUCCCGGAGCCUUUCCUCCUCUCCUGGAGUGGGAUUCAGCAGAGGAGGAAUUCGUUCGAAGACGGUGUUUACGGGACGACGUGCCCAAUUCCUCCGGGGAAGAACUUCACGUACAUUCUGCAGGUGAAGGACCAGAUCGGGAGCUUCUUCUACUUCCCUUCUCUCGCAUUCCACAAGGCCGCCGGCGGUUUCGGAGGCAUCAGGAUCCUCAGCCGCCCCCGGAUCCCCGUCCCCUUCCCUGACCCCGCCGGCGAUUACACCGUCCUCAUCGGUGACUGGUACACCGCCAAUCACACGACCUUGAUGAACACUCUAAAUCGGGGCAAGAAACUGCAUUUUCCGGAUGGGAUCCUUAUUAAUGGUCGCGGGCCUAAUGGGACAUCUUUCAGUGUAGAGCAAGGAAAAACUUACAGGCUUAGGAUAUCAAAUGUUGGACUGCAACAUUCCCUCAAUUUCCGCAUCCAAAACCACAAGAUGGUAUUAGCAGAAGUAGAGGGAACACAUACUCUCCAGACCACCUACUCUUCCCUGGAUGUGCAUGUUGGCCAGUCCUACUCCGUUCUAGUAACAGCUGAUCAACCUGCUGAGGACUACUUCAUUGUGGUCUCUAGCCGCUUCACCUCUAAAGUCCUAACCACCACAGCAUUUCUUCGCUACAGCAACUCUGCAGGCAUAGCUUCAGGCCCUCUUCCAGGAGGACCUACCAUCCAAGUCGACUGGUCCUUGAACCAGGCCCGCUCUAUCAGGACUAACCUUACAGCAAGUGGACCAAGGCCUAACCCCCAGGGUUCAUACCACUAUGGUCUUAUAAACACCACCAGAACCAUCAGGCUUGCUAGUUCAGCUGGUCAAAUUAAUGGCAAGCAGAGAUAUGCAAUUAACAGUGUAUCCUUUGUCCCAGCAGACACCCCACUAAAGCUUGCCGACUACUUCAAGAUUGGAGGAGUUUUCCGUGUAGGAAGCAUAUCUGACAAACCCACUGGUGGUGGAAUGUUUCUCGACACAUCAGUUAUGGGUGCUGACUACAGAGCAUUCAUUGAAAUUGUGUUUGAAAACCCUGAGGAUAUCAUACAUAGCUAUCAUCUUGAUGGCUACUCUUUCUUCGUCGUUGGCAUGGAUGGUGGGACAUGGUCGGCAGCCAGUAGGAACCAGUACAAUCUCCGAGAUGCAAUUUCAAGAUGCACCACUCAGGUAUAUCCGAAGUCAUGGACUGCUAUCUAUGUAGCCCUUGAUAAUGUGGGAAUGUGGAACUUGAGGUCCGAGUUUUGGGCAAGGCAAUAUCUUGGACAACAGUUUUAUCUGCGAGUUUAUACACCAGGGCAGUCGAUUAGGGACGAAUUCCCCAUUCCGAAGAAUGCUCUUCUUUGUGGUAGGGCAAGUGGCAAACGAACACGGCCACUUUGAGGAUCUCCAAAUUGAGCAUUCAAGAUCUGCAGGAAGCCUGCUCGGCUUUGGUAGAUUAAAUUAAAAAGUAGAAUCCAUCUUAUGAAUUGAUUUGUUCUUGGGUGUUUUGUUUGCAAAAUUGCACAAUGGGGUGCCUCUAUGACUAGAGUUUCAAAUGACCUCAGCUCGAGGUCACAUUCUUUCUAAACUUAAGAUUGUAUUUCUUUUGUUCAGUUGCUAUUUAAGAAGGAACCAUACCUAUAUAUGAGAUAGCAUAGUUUGAAGA